CGCGGGCUGGGCCAUUCGCCACGGGGAGCAGCGCGGGGCGCCAGUGGGCUGGGGCGCGGGGCUGGGGCGGGCGGUGGAGUCACGGCGCCCUUGCACGGGCCGGAGGCCGCCGAGGCUCGCCAUGCCGGGAGGACUCUAGCUCCCCCAUGGAGUCGGCCGACUUCUACGAGGCGGAGCCGCGGCCCCCGAUGAGCAGCCACCUCCAGAGUCCCCCGCACGCGCCCAGCAGCGCCGCCUUCGGCUUCCCCCGGGGCGCGGGCUCCGCGCAGCCCCCAGCCCCACCUGUCGGCCCCGAGCCGCUGGGCGGCAUCUGCGAACACGAGACGUCCAUCGACAUCAGCGCCUACAUCGACCCGGCCGCCUUCAACGACGAGUUCCUGGCCGACCUGUUCCAGCACAGCCGGCAGCAGGACAAGGCCAAGGCGGCCGCGGCCCCCGCGGGAGGCGGUGGAGACUUUGACUACCCCUCCGUGGGCCCCGGCGGCGCCGUCAUGCCGGGAGGGGCGCACGCCCCCCCUCCUGGCUACGGCUGCGCGGCGGCCGGCUACCUGGACGGCAGGCUGGAGCCCCUGUACGAGCGCGUCGGGGCGCCGGCGCUGCGGCCGCUGGUGAUCAAGCAGGAGCCCCGCGAGGAGGACGAGGCGAAGCAGCUGGCGCUGGCCGGCCUGUUCCCCUACCAGCCGCCGCCGCCGCCGCCGCCGCCGCACCCGCACCCGCACCCGCACCCGCCGUCCGCGCACCUGGCCGCCCCGCACCUGCAGUUCCAGAUCGCGCACUGCGGCCAGACCACCAUGCACCUGCAGCCGGGCCACCCCACGCCGCCGCCCACGCCCGUGCCCAGCCCGCACCCCGCGCCCGCGCUCGGCGCCCCCGCGGGCCUGGCGGGCCCCGGCGGCGCGCUAAAGGGGCUGGGCGCCGCGCACCCCGACCUGCGCGCGGGCGGCGGCGGCGGCGGCGGCGGCGGGGGCGCGGGCAAGGCCAAGAAGUCGGUGGACAAGAACAGCAAUGAGUACCGGGUGCGCCGCGAGCGCAACAACAUCGCCGUGCGCAAGAGCCGGGACAAGGCCAAGCAGCGCAACGUGGAGACGCAGCAGAAGGUGCUGGAGCUGACUAGUGACAAUGACCGCCUGCGCAAGCGGGUGGAACAGCUGAGCCGCGAGCUGGACACGCUGCGGGGCAUCUUCCGCCAGCUGCCCGAGAGCUCCCUGGUCAAGGCCAUGGGCAACUGUGCGUGAGGCGCGCGGCGGCCGCACCGCCCUCAGGGUUCGGUGCGGGGUUGGGACCCAGGGAUUGGUUUUGGGGUCUCCGGAGCUCAAGACUGUCCAAGCCGCGCGGAAGCCGGGACGGAGAGAGCCCAGUGCCUCGGGAAAGCCUGGUCUGUCCCGAGUGCCCCGCGCCUUCCUUGGCGCGGGACUCCGCUGAGAGGUAGUUUCUGCCAGAGAGAGGGGAGGAGCGUCGAGGGGCUGAGCCCGAGCCCAGCAACUCAAGUAUUAAGGGCUAACCUGUGCCUUGGAAACGGAAACUCACUGCUCCGAUUCCUACCGAGUAGGGGGAGCAGACACGUGCCUUUGUCAUUUUAUUUUGGAGGGUUCUUGCAGCAGCCCCCCCCCCGCACUCCCCACGCCACCCCACCCGGGGAGAGAAGGAAGGGUGUGGGACUCACAACAGGCAGGAGGAAGGUUCUUUGGGGAACAGAAGUCCUGCCAAGCCAAACCCAACUGCUGCUUCGCGCAUAUCCUAGGAGAGAAGGAAACGCAGAACCAGUGACUCUGAACCUAAGGCUGGCUACAAAAGUGGAGAGCUCCCUUGGCCCCCUCAUUCCUGGCUUUGAAUCUCCCAGCCUUCACCAGGCCGGGUUUCUCGGAGCAGAGCUCAUUGAGAUGAGGGAGCCUGACAACCCCCAGUCAGUUCAGGAAGCGAAGUCACUGGUUAGCUCUAAGGAGUAUGCCCAAGAGCUGGGGGGAUUCUUGGAAGAGGGGUGGUGAGGAGGCUGGGAAUGGAGGUGGGGGAAAUGAAGGGUCACCCCGGCCUUGUCUGUACUGUAUGCCGCCAGCCAUGUCAUCCAAAUAUGAAGCUCAGCAGUCCAAACCCCCCCCCCCUUUCCCGGGGGACUGGAGCAAUGAGAAGCUUUCCAAAUAUUUUGCUUUAUCAGCCGAUAUCAACACUCUGUAUCUGGCCUCCCCCUGGUCCUGUCACAGCCUUGUGCAAUGUCCAUGCGUGCCCCAUCUCUCCCCGUGCCUCGAUGCGACACCACCAUCUUCUUUGGUUUUUGUUUUGUUUGGGUUUUUUGCUCAGAUACUUGCCAAAAAUGAGACUCUUUUUGUCAUCGUCAGCAGCUGCAGGGAGAGGCUGUGGGCUCACUUUCCUUUUGGUUUGGGGAUUGCUUUAGCUACUCACCCUGGGAUGGAACAGGCAGGGAUGAGCUGCCCCAUUACCCCUCCAUUCCCCUACCCUGGGGGGGGUCCCAUAGCCUUGUCCUCCCUUCCAUCCACCCCAACCCUCAGAGGCCCCUUCUCCUCCUGCUCCCUUGCUUCCUCUGGAAGAAAGGCGUCUUCCAGGGAUCCAGAACAGUACAGCCCCCCCCCCCCACCUGGCCCAGGAGCAGGGAAGGCCAGCCUGGUUCUCUCCUUGGGGAUGGGGGCAGUGAAUGCAGAGAUUCAUGCUCGAUGUUUUAUGUAUUAUAUCUAUAAUAUAAACAUAUCAAAGGAA
Molecule: messenger RNA, 2709 nt
Organism: Erinaceus europaeus (western European hedgehog)
Lineage: Eukaryota; Metazoa; Chordata; Mammalia; Eulipotyphla; Erinaceidae
Gene: CEBPA
Product: CCAAT enhancer binding protein alpha
Exons: 1
Coding region: 147-1235 (362 amino acids)
Biological process (GO): myeloid cell differentiation; regulation of transcription by RNA polymerase II; DNA-templated transcription
Molecular function (GO): RNA polymerase II cis-regulatory region sequence-specific DNA binding; DNA-binding transcription factor activity, RNA polymerase II-specific
Source: RefSeq, a predicted model, not a curated record